Onychomys torridus (southern grasshopper mouse) is the source of this 919-nucleotide messenger RNA. RefSeq names its product mannose-P-dolichol utilization defect 1 (gene Mpdu1). The coding region runs from base 471 to 854 and encodes 127 amino acids. The transcript is spliced from 7 exons. NCBI's taxonomy places the organism in Eukaryota, Metazoa, Chordata, Mammalia, Rodentia, Cricetidae. The record is from RefSeq and is a predicted model, not a curated record. Gene Ontology annotation, biological process: oligosaccharide biosynthetic process.
GCAGUGCACGGCGCGCAUGCGCGGCUGGGGUCGAUGGCGGGGCCAGCCGGCCUGGCGGAAGCUAGCGUCCCAACAUGGCGGCUGAGGCGGACGGGCUGUUCCAACGGGUGCUGGUGCCGCUUCUUCUCCCUGAGAAAUGCUACGACCAACUUUUCGUCCAGUGGGACUUGCUUCAUGUUCCCUGCCUCAAGAUUCUCCUCAGCAAAGGCCUUGGGCUGGGCAUCGUGGCUGGGUCACUUCUAGUAAAGCUGCCCCAGAUAUUUAAAAUCCUGGGAGCCAAGAGUGCAGAGGGACUGAGUCUCCAGUCAGUGAUGCUGGAGCUAGUGGCGUUGACGGGAACUGUGGUCUACAGCAUCACGAACAACUUCCCCUUCAGGCCUGCCUUUCUCCCUCCCAACUCUUGACUCUGCAGCUCUUGGGGUGAAGCACUGUUCCUGACCCUCCAGACGGUUACCAUCUGCUUCCUGGUCAUGCACUACAGAGGAGAGACAGUGAAAGGAGUCGCUUUCCUCGCCUGCUACGCGAUGGUCCUGCUGGCGCUGCUCUCCCCACUCACACCCCUGGCUCUAGUCACGCUGCUCCAGGCCUCCAAUGUACCUGCCGUGGUGGUGGGGAAGUUGCUGCAGGCCGCCACCAACUACCACAACGGGCACACAGGCCAGCUCUCGGCCAUCACAGUGUUUAUGCUGUUUGGGGGCUCCUUGGCUCGAAUCUUCACCUCGGUUCAGGAAACUGGAGACCCCCUCAUGGCUGGAGUCUUUGUGGUCUCUUCCCUCUGCAAUGGCCUCAUUGCUGCCCAGGUCCUCCUCUACUGGAACGCAAAGCCCCCCCACAGACAGAAAAAAGAGCAAUAGUGCUGACCAGCACCCAGAAUCAUUCCGUUCCCACCAUCCUCCAUUCCUCUAACUGCAUCUCCUGA